Molecule: messenger RNA, 2270 nt
Organism: Phragmites australis (common reed)
Lineage: Eukaryota; Viridiplantae; Streptophyta; Magnoliopsida; Poales; Poaceae
Product: galactoside 2-alpha-L-fucosyltransferase-like
Exons: 2
Coding region: 357-2090 (577 amino acids)
Biological process (GO): cell wall biogenesis; xyloglucan biosynthetic process
Cellular component (GO): membrane; Golgi apparatus
Molecular function (GO): galactoside 2-alpha-L-fucosyltransferase activity
Source: RefSeq, a predicted model, not a curated record
CAGACGAAACUAAAAUAAUAAAAAUGAAAAAUAAAAUAUACUUGUCACUUUGAUUAUACAUGCACCCGUAGCAGACACUCGCUGCCCGUACACAGUACACCCUGUCAAUUCGUCAAGUGGCUAUUAGUAAAUGCUGCUACGCUGCAGUGCUCCGCUAGUCAGUAGCCACACCAACCCCACACCACCUCGCAUUCAGCUUGCAAGUGCAACUUGCUUCGCUUGCUCACACGCGGAGCAGAGGAACAGGAUGGCCGGACUCGUUUGACCCUCCCUCCCUCCCUGUCCCAAAAGCCAACAUGCCGAUACAAAAAAGAGGAGCUGCUGAUGAGCUCAUGUGACUGAGACAAGAGUAGACCAUGGCGAUGGGGAGCGGAGGCGCGGGCGACGAGGAGCGGCUGCCGCUGCAGCAGCAGGGGCUGGAGACGGAGAGGGCGGCCAGGUCGUCGGCGGCGGAGGCGAAGAAGCCGCGCAGGCUCUGGCGCUUCGCGCUAGCGGUGUGCUUCCUGGCCGUCCCGGCCGUCCUGCUCCUGCAGCGGUGGCAGGCCGGCGCCUCGCCGGAGUGGCUCUUCGAAGUUCAGCCCCCGGCGGAGGACGACCGAGAUAUACAAGAUGAUAUGUCUGAUGAUCUAUCUCCUUCGCCACAUAUUGAGGACGAUAAACUUCUGGGUGGCCUUCUGAUUGAGGGAUUUGAGGAAAAAAAUUGUCGAAGCAGGUAUCAGUUUGCACGCUACCACAAUUCAACAAGAAUACCUUCUCCAUACCUCAUAGAGAGGUUAAGGAAACAAGAAGCAUUGCAAAAAAAGUGUGGUCCAGGCACUAAAUCGUACAAGGAAGCCUCGAAACAGCUGAGGUCCGGUCAGGGCAUCAACCUGACAGAUUGCAACUAUCUGUUCCUAAUAAUCCACGCUGGCUUAGGGAACCGGAUGCUUGAGAUCACUUCAGCAUUCCUUUAUGCACUCCUUACAAACCGGGUUUUGCUUGUGGACCGUUACAAGGAGAUUGCUGACCUUUUCUGCGAGCCUUUCCCUGGAACUUCAUGGUUAGUUCCUUCAGAUUUCCCCCUGAACUAUGGAGAGUAUACUCAGAGUAGUCCAGAGAGCUAUGGCAACAUGCUGCAGAAUAAAGUUGUCGGUGGCAAUACAGAUAGGUCUUUGGCUGGUACUAGACCUGCCUAUGUGUACCUCCACCUUGAUGGCAACUAUGGUUUCCAUGACAAACUUUUCUUCUGUGAAGAUGACCAACAAUUCCUGCAAGGUGUUCCAUGGCUGAUCAUUAGAACUGACAUGUACUUUGUGCCGUCACUGUUUCUUAUUCCAUCUUACCAAGAGGAACUCAGCAGGCUAUUUCCUGAGAAAGACACCGUUUUCCAUCACUUGGCACGCUAUCUUUUCCAUCCGACAAACAAUGUUUGGUAUUCAGUUACAAGAUACUACCGGUCCUACCUUGCCAAAGCUGAUAAAAAAGUGGGAAUCCAGAUCAGAAUAUAUGAAACCAAGGGCAUCUUGCAAAGAAAUGGCCCGUUCCCACACAUUUUGAAUCAGAUCCUUUCAUGUGCUCAGAAUGAAAAGCUGCUGCCAGAAAUUAGCAUGACAGAGGAAGCAACAACUGCAACUAAGAAUAACCGAACGAUUGCCGUUCUGACUACUUCUUUGAGCUCUUGGUACAGUGACCAGAUCCGGAAGAAGUACGAUGAGCACCAGACAAUCGACGGCACCACUGUCAAGGUGUACCAGCCAAGCCACGAGGAGUACCAGAGGUCCAUGAACAAGAAGCACAACAUGAAGGCACUUGCCGAGAUCUAUCUACUGAGCAUGACCGAUGUGCUGAUCACCAGUGGUUUUUCCACAUUCGGGUAUGCCGCUCAGGGACUUGCCGGCCUGAAGCCAUGGAUCAUGUUCAGGUCAGAGAACCACGUCAUGCCCGAUCCACCGUGCGGCCGCGCCAUGUCCAUUGAACCGUGCUUCCAUAAGGCUCCCUACUACGAUUGCAAGGCGAAGAGGGACGCUGACUUGGGCAAGGUGGCGCCUUUCGUGAGGCACUGCGAGGACGUGAGCUGGGGGCUGAAGAUUGUAAAUCAAACUCAGUUGUAGCUGUAAUUUUGUCAGUACUCAGGACAUACUUGCGCGAUAACUAGAGCAAAAUUCUUUUUUUUGGGGGCAAAAAAACCUAUACAAAUGUAUUCUUUUCUCUCUGUAUUUGGUCCAAGUGUAGAUAGUUGAUAAACAGUUCCAUGAAUUUCUAAUCAAUGAACAUUGCAUUCUCGGGCAUUA